AGCAGAGUGACUGUCACGAGCGUGUGCGCGUGAGCUGCAAACUGUUCUCGUCCAUUCAGACCAACAUCAGCGUCUUAAUCAGGAACGUUUCCCUCCUCAGAUUGUUCCAGUUUUCCUCCCAACCCAGUUUAGGAAAUGUUCUGAGUCAGAGGAAGGAGGAGGAAGAGGAGGAGAGAGGAAGAUAAACAGCUAGAGGAGGGAGACUGGGAGGGCGCAGCGUCCAGCAGCAGCCGCGCAGAGAAGCUUUAAAAAGGUGAGAAACAUCCGGAACAUCAACACAUUCACAUGGUGGAGCAGCAGAAGCAGGGCGCGCGCUAGCUGAGGAAGAGGAGACAUCGGGAGGAAGAAUGGGAGAGGCUCAGUCCAGGUCAGUGAUGCUCCAUCAUCAGGACCAACACCUGAACUCCGUCUACGGAGGCACCGGCUCCUCCUCCUCACUUCAAAACAGGAAGUGUGACAAAGACAACAACUUCAAUUUCCUGCUGGGAAAAGAAGAUGAAGGUUUCACUGGUAACGGAGGCGAUGAGAACCGGAACCAGGUGCGUCCUCGUAACUUAACGCUGGGGCGGGACCCCCCAAGCCCCUCCUUGCCUUCCUCGGGCUUUCACCACAACCCGGGACUCAUGUCGCCACGCUCCCGCCUCCCCUGCUGGAGUCCCCUUGAGCCACUUCCUGAAAUCGAGACCGGAGACGACGGAUACGGUCGGGUGCCCCCCGAUGGUGCAGAAGAGCAGAAGAUGGAGGAAGAAGGAGGAGGCAUGAUGAUGAGUCAGAGCGAUAAAAAAAGAGCGCUUCAGGAGAUGAAAGGCAGUGGGAGGCAGGAGGGGGCCAAUGAGGAGGAUGAUGAUGAGUGGGGGGACAGCGACUCGGAGUCUGAGUUCAGCUGCCGGUCCGGAGGCAGCAUGUCAUCCAUCAACAUGGAGAGCGGCGGCGAGGCGAUGCUCAUGGGAGGAUGGGACCGCGUUGGAGUCGGGGAGCCGAAGUCCAACCAGCAGGAAGUGGAUUCAACCAGAAACGGCAUCAGCGAAGCGGCAGCGAGACGCAGAAGCUUUGGCCGCAAGUCACUGACGGGAAGCCUCCUGGGGAACCUGCCGGAGGAGCGCAGCAUUGACGACCAGUCCUCAGAUUCAGAUGGUGAGCCAGAGCUCAUGGACGCCGUGUGGACGCUGCGGGACCGCGAGCGCUUCAAGGCGCAGGAGAUGGAGAAGCACCAGGUGCAGCUGACCAUGUACCGUCGGCUGGCGCUGAUCCGGUGGGUCCGCACCCUGCAGGGCCGAGUCCAGGAGCAGCAGAACCGCCUACAGUCCAGCUUCGACGUCAUCCUCACCCACAGGAAGGAGCUGCUGAGGAUGGGAGCUGCUGCUGCCAUUGUAAGCUCCGCCCCCACCGCAGCUGUCGGCCAAUCAUAAAUGGACGCUCUGCAGUGACAUCACAUAGCUCCACCCUCAUGUCAAUGAUUGUAAAAAGACUGAACUCCUGGACCAAAACCAUGAAAACUAGAUCCACCUUCUGCAUCGCACCCGACCAAAAGCAUGAAAAGUGGACCGAGCAUCUGCUGUUGUUCACCUGUCCCACCUGUCUGACCUUUCGAUAUGAAAACUUCGUAACUGGACAAAUAAAAGAUCGAUAAAUUGCAACGUCUGUGGUAUAAAAACCCAGGACUCUGGAUCCACCACAUCCACCUUCACUCACCUUAAAACACACCUGGAGAGGUUAGUCGCUGAGAAAUGAAAGCAAGUGCUAGCGUCUAUGUUAGCAUCGAGCUCAGAGGCACAGUUAGCUUGUUGCUACCUUUGUACUAAAAUAAUGUUAACUCCAUCGGAUCCGCCCCUGGGUAACGUUAAACUGGGACCAGUAAACUAUCACUGGUUUUUCUGGGUCUGUUAGAAUAUUUAUUGGAAGUUUUGGAGCUAAUCGGGGGAGACCGGGGACAGUUCUGUCUCUAACUUUGAGCUCUUUUAACCCAGGGUGUUGAAACCUCUGCAAACCAGCUUCAGGUGUCUGCUAAUAAAUGGCGUGGAAGCUCCGUGUGCAGCACAGACAGAAAAUGUAUGACUAAUCUCGUCCUUCGGGUUCAUUGCCAUUGUCUCUCUGCGGCUGUGACAGAAUCGGGAGGCCAGCAGAGGAGCCUGGACCCACGCCUUUACAAGCCACUGCAGAGAAAAACACGCCCGCCAAGCCGUCUUUGCAGCACCACCCACGUUGUAAACAGGAAGAGGCUCUGGCUGAAAUUUAGCUAGUAACGCACCGUAGGGUAGCGCUAACUGAGUUACUUUAUUUAAAUAGUAAUGCAUUAGAGUAUUAGUUACUGGCAAAAGUACCAGCGUUACAGUAACGCGUUACUACCCAGCACCGGUCCUGAGGCCGAGAAACCAUACUGUAAAACUUUUUCAUCUGGGACGCUGCGUGUUUUGCUUCACAUGCUAGCAAACGGAUAUCAACACACCGGGUGUUUUUGAACAGGCUGAUUCAGCAACAAGACAUUAUCUGGAGAGGAAAAGAAAGAGAGGCAGAGAUAAGACGAGUCAAUAUAAGGCUGUCUGUUGCUGGCUGGAGAUCUCAGGGUGCAGGUGGGAUUUUAGCCGUCGAUAGCUGAGCAUGACUGGGAAAACUGGGAACUGUCUGCAGUGUGUCUUUAAACUACAUUAACGUGAUACGGUCCAGGUGGUUGGUUCUGCUUGAGUAAAAUGCAGCGUGAACGCAAACCAAAGGGGCAAAGAUGUUUGAGGAUUUUACCUCCGAGUCGAACCAAGACCGCCUGAUUGUCCUGGUGUACUCACAACAAAAUGUUCUAACUGUCCCCGAUGAGCUAGCUUACUAUACAACUAACAGCUAAAACAUUCCCACAGAGAACCUGCCAGACACAAGCAACCGAUGCAUGUUUGACAUGUUCAGCUAAGGAAGCUUUGUAAUUA
Molecule: messenger RNA, 2915 nt
Organism: Melanotaenia boesemani (Boeseman's rainbowfish)
Lineage: Eukaryota; Metazoa; Chordata; Actinopteri; Atheriniformes; Melanotaeniidae
Product: UPF0500 protein C1orf216 homolog
Exons: 2
Coding region: 348-1409 (353 amino acids)
Source: RefSeq, a predicted model, not a curated record